GAGAGCGUCGGGGCGGUGGAGCCGGAGGCGGCCGGCGCGGUGAGCGGGCCGGCUGCGCGCGGCGAGAGCGGUAGCAGGUGCAGCCGCGGCCGGAGGGGCUCCCGGGGCUGUGUGACCGCGGGUUACGCGUCUGUCGGCUUGCUCAGGGCGGCGUGCAGGCGAUGGAGCGCGCCGCAGAGCCGUGGGGCUCGGAUCUCCGCGGGCGGGAGCAGAGGGAGCCGCUGAGAGGCGCCCGUGCAGGUCUAGGAAGUGAGAAUGUGGAGAUUUCUCAGCCAAGUGAAUUUCAGCAUACCCCAAAGGACAAGGAUGAGUUCAAGGAAGAGGAAGAUCUGGCUCCAGGUCAUGAAGUAAAAAGUGAUUCUCUCAAGCCUGAAGGCAUCCAGACCUGGGAUGAUUUAUGGGUCCAGCGAGCAGGGCUAGCAAAGUCCCAGCCUCGAGACCGAGGCCCUUCAGGUCGGGUCCUGGGAGAGCCUCGCUGGAGCCAGGCUAGUACCGAUCGGACUGCAGUGUGCGGUGAGUGUGGCAAGAGCUUCCGACAGAUGUCGGACCUGGUGAAGCACCAGCGGACUCACACAGGGGAGAAGCCCUACAAAUGUGGGGUUUGUGGCAAGGGCUUUGGGGAUAGCUCGGCCCGCAUCAAACACCAGCGAACUCACAGUGGUGAGAAGCCCUACAGAGCCCGGCCACCAGCCCAGGGCCCCCCAAAGAUUCCUCGACCCCGGAUCCCUGCUGGUGAACGCCCCACUAUCUGCGGCGAAUGUGGCAAGAGCUUUCGACAGAGUUCUGACCUGGUGAAGCACCAGCGUACACACACUGGUGAGAAGCCCUACAAAUGUGGCAUCUGUGGCAAGGGCUUUGGUGACAGUUCUGCCCGAAUAAAGCACCAGCGGACACACCGAGGGGAGCAGGCCCCCCGGCCAGUGGUGCCCCGCAGGCAGCCGUCUCGGGCAGCCACUGCAGCAGUACAGGGACCCAAGGCCCAGGACAAGCCCUAUAUUUGCACUGACUGUGGCAAAAGGUUUGUGCUCAGCUGUAGCCUCCUGAGCCACCAGCGCAGUCACCUAGGGCCCAAGCCCUUUGGCUGCGAUGUGUGUGGAAAGGAGUUCGCCCGGGGCUCUGACCUGGUGAAGCACCUGCGGGUGCACACAGGGGAGAAGCCCUACCUGUGCCCCGAGUGUGGCAAGGGCUUUGCUGACAGCUCUGCCAGGGUCAAGCACCUCCGUACCCACAGCGGUGAGCGGCCACAUGCCUGCCCCGAGUGUGACCGCACCUUCAGCCUCAGCUCCACUCUCCUCCGCCACCGGCUCACACAUGUGCAGCCCCAGGCCUUCGGCUUCCCCAGCCACCCUGUAGUCCCCCUCAUGCCCAGCCCGCCUCCACCUCCUCUUGUCAGCAGCCCGCCACUGACUCCCCGAAGUCCUUCACACUCAGGUGAGGGGCCUUUUGGCUUACCCGGCUUGGAGCUAGAACCAGGGGGCCCACAGGCUGGCGAGCCACCCCCACCGCUGACGGUGGGUGAUAAGCCCCACAAGUGUCCCGAGUGUGGCAAGGCCUUCCGCCGAAGCUCUGACCUGGUAAAACACCACCGAGUGCACACAGGGGAGAAACCCUACCUCUGCCCUGAGUGCGGCAAGGGCUUUGCUGACAGCUCAGCACGAGUGAAGCACCUGCGCACACACCGAGGUGAACGCGCUCGGCCUCUGCCACCAUCCACUCUCCUGAGACCGCAUAACCCCCCUGGCCCAGCAUCCGUGGCCCCUCGACCCGUAGCCCAUGCCCAGCCCUCUGGACCCAGCCAGACCCAUGUGUGUGGCUUCUGUGGGAAGGAGUUUCCUCGGAGCUCAGAUCUGGUCAAACAUAGGCGCACGCACACUGGGGAGAAGCCGUACAAGUGUGCAGAGUGUGGCAAGGGUUUUGGUGACAGCUCUGCCCGUAUCAAGCACCAGCGUGGGCACCUGGUCCUGAGGCCCUUUGGUAUAGGGGAUGGUCGGGCAAAGCCUCUCAAGGAAGAGCCACCAGCUGGACUGGAAUGAUGGCUUCAGGGAGGGUGGAGGCCCAGGAGACCAAAGGAAGGUCUGCUGCCAAAGUAAAGAAAGGGUGAGGGAGGCGGUGCGGGGAGGAAGAGGGGAACAAACGGGCGGAGCCAGUAGAUAGGAACAGACGAGACCGGAAUCUGGCCACUCAGGAAACCAUCCUGGCUAGGUCUGAGCACCUUGCCGGUGUGGACUGAAACCUCCAGCUUUUAAACACUGCCUGGCACACAGUAGAUACUCCAUAAAUAGUUGCUGAAGAUAGAAACUGACCUUAGCCUGAGGACCCUUAAGACUCGAUUCCUUCUGCCUCUAUUAGGAAUUGAGGUAGAAUGGCUCACACCUGUAAUCCCAGCUACUCGGGGCUGAGGCAGGAAUAUAGUAGGCCAGCCUGGGCAAUGUAAGGGAAGCCCUGUCUCGGGGCUGGGUAUGGCUCAAUAUUGUCUGGGUUCAAUUCUUAGUACCAAGAACAAAAAACUUUCCAACAUUGCCCCGGAGACCAGGCUUUGCCCUGAGAGGUACAGCAGUGGGCUUUUGUGGAAUUUAAGGCAUUGGUAUGAGGAAGGAGCAUCUGAGGUCAUCGUGUUGGGGAAAAUAUAGUGGACGGACCCACUCCUGAGCUUCAUCCACAGGAGAAACCUCUCAGCCAGGAAGAGCCGGCCCUCACACAGAGGCCACACCUGUGUGCCCUUGAGAGCCCCAACCCACCCUGACAUCUGUUCACUGGCAGAAUAGAGACAGCAGGAGGAACGCUGGUGACACUGUCUAGAUGCCACACCUAGGCGCUGCUGGAUAUUGGCAGUGACCCACUGCAUAGGUGAGUGCAGGGCUAGAAGAGGCCAGGGAAGCUCCAAGGCCAGACGGCUGUGUGUCUCCUUGCUAAUAAACUAUUUCUUGUUUGAGG
Octodon degus (degu) is the source of this 2934-nucleotide messenger RNA. RefSeq names its product zinc finger protein 48 (gene Znf48). The record is from RefSeq and is a predicted model, not a curated record. NCBI's taxonomy places the organism in Eukaryota, Metazoa, Chordata, Mammalia, Rodentia, Octodontidae. The transcript is spliced from 2 exons. Bases 162 to 2033 code for a protein of 623 amino acids.